Bactrocera dorsalis (oriental fruit fly) is the source of this 1162-nucleotide messenger RNA. RefSeq names its product dynein axonemal heavy chain 7-like. Gene Ontology annotation, biological process: microtubule-based movement. The transcript is spliced from 6 exons. Gene Ontology annotation, cellular component: dynein complex. Gene Ontology annotation, molecular function: ATP binding; dynein light intermediate chain binding; dynein intermediate chain binding. Lineage: Eukaryota; Metazoa; Arthropoda; Insecta; Diptera; Tephritidae. Bases 308 to 1162 code for a protein of 284 amino acids. The record is from RefSeq and is a predicted model, not a curated record.
UGUGCAAUCAAUUUCGCUUACUUACUGGACACUCGAGAUCACUGAGUGCUUCUUCUCCGACGCGCCCGUACCCAAUUUACGCAAGUAUUUGACACUUUGUAAAUCGCAGAUUGCUAAAAUUGUUGAUCUUGUGCGAGGUCAUUUGAAUGCGCAGAAUAGGAUCACGCUGGGAGCUUUGGUGGUAUUAGAUGUACACGCGCGCGAUGUGCUCGCCGAAAUUGUCGAAAACAAAGUUUCAGAUGCUAAUGAUUUCCAAUGGCUAUCCCAACUCCGCUACUACUGGGAAGAUAAUAACUUGUACACACGCAUGAUUAACAGUUCCCUCAAAUAUGGCUAUGAGUACUUGGGGAAUACGACACGACUCGUAGUUACACCGCUCACAGAUCGUUGUUAUCGUACGCUCUUUAGUGCACUGAAUUUGCAUUUGGGUGGCGCACCCGAGGGACCUGCGGGUACAGGCAAAACCGAGACCACUAAAGAUUUGGCUAAAGCCGUAGCCAAACAGUGUGUGGUUUUCAAUUGUUCUGAUGGCUUAGAUUACCUUGCGCUGGGCAAGUUCUUCAAAGGGUUGGCUUCGUGUGGCGCAUGGUCGUGCUUCGAUGAAUUCAACCGUAUUGAUCUGGAAGUGCUAUCCGUUGUGGCCCAACAGAUACUUACCAUACAACGUGGCAUUAAUUCGGGUAGCCCUACUUUGGUGUUUGAGGGCACCACACUGACAUUGGAUCCCACAUGUGCGGUCUUUAUUACCAUGAAUCCCAGCUAUGCAGGACGUUCAGAGUUGCCAGAUAAUUUGAAGAUUACUACAGAUGGCGACGCGUUUAAAACGUUAGCUAAAAAAUACUUCUGCGUUCCCGCAUCGUCGUGCGAAUCUGAAAGAGUUUUCAGUAAAGCUGGACAACUUAUAAAUCUGGAAUGCAAACAUAGAUGGAAGCUACUCCGGGAGCGCUUCUGCAAGGAGAUGAAAAGAUUGGAAGCUCCAUCAGGUAGCGGAAUGAGCUACCUAGAGGAAUGGCGUUUUUUAAAACCGUUGAUGUUCCUAAAAGACUCCGUCACACCGCGUCGCACUCGUGAUAAUGCAGAACCAAAUACAGACUCAGUCUUGGAGUCAUCAUUGAAUGAUAGUUGCAAUGAAAUUUUAUCGCCACCUCGCAAAAAAAAAUAA